Molecule: messenger RNA, 312 nt
Organism: Peronospora matthiolae
Lineage: Eukaryota; Oomycota; Peronosporomycetes; Peronosporales; Peronosporaceae
Source: the annotation of a GenBank genome assembly
AUGGCGGAGCGGUACUGGACCAAGAACAAGAACGAAAAUAUAGGAGGAGCUCUACGCGCCGGCAACAAUGCUCGUGGACGCGGAGCCAACAACUUUCAGUGGCGAUUCCACAGCAACUACGACGACAACUACGAUCGAGUUGCGUUCGCGGUUUCGCUGGAGGCUGGACUUUCGACGGGCAAGAAUAUGCCAAGGAUGUGGGCAGUCGACAGCGGUGCGACGCAUCAGAUCUGCAUCGACAAGGCCAAGUUCACAAGCCUGAAUGAGCGAGAAGAAGGCAAACUAUCGGUGGCUGAUGGCAGCAAAGGCUGA